Fusarium tjaetaba is the source of this 501-nucleotide messenger RNA. RefSeq names its product ubiquitin ligase sel1. NCBI's taxonomy places the organism in Eukaryota, Fungi, Ascomycota, Sordariomycetes, Hypocreales, Nectriaceae. The record is from RefSeq and is a predicted model, not a curated record. The transcript has 3 exons. The coding region runs from base 1 to 501 and encodes 166 amino acids.
AUGGCGAGUUUUGUGAGGUAUGCGCUUGAGCGCAGGGACGAUGAGACUUCCGAGUACUUCACCGAUGAUGACGAUGUCUAUUGGUGGUAUAGCAGAGAGGGAUAUAUCGUCAAAUGGACUAUCCUUGCCGUGAUCGUACUUCUUUUUACACUCUGGAUCGUCGGAGGAUACUGGCAUGCAAAGAAGAGAAUCCAAAAGGGUUUACGACCACUAGCAUAUCAUAGAUGUUUUGUUAGUAGGCGCAUGAUGGCUCAGGUCGAUCCCCGUUACGCAUAUCCUCCUAACGGAUACUACUACGCUCCUCCUGGAAACUACGCCCAGCCUGGCGGAUAUCCCAUGCAUAACAUGCCUCCUCCACCAGUCUAUGACCCAUCACGACCUCCCAUGUACGAAGAGCCCCCGAAUGCCUCAAAGAUCGACCCGGCGCAAGGACAGCAGAGACAGGCCGAUGGACCGGCAGACUAUUAUGCUCCUCCAACAGGACCUCCGCCUCCCCGAUAA